Molecule: messenger RNA, 672 nt
Organism: Carica papaya (papaya)
Lineage: Eukaryota; Viridiplantae; Streptophyta; Magnoliopsida; Brassicales; Caricaceae
Source: RefSeq, a predicted model, not a curated record
AUGGAGCAAACUGAAGAAGGAAUGGGCAUCAGGGUGUACAGUGCAACCCCAUCCCGAAACCCUUCUCUUCCUCAGUUGCUUCCGGGAGUCAUACCCGGCGCUGACGCCGGAAACAAAAACGGUGGUGGCCGGAAAAGGCGUGCAGUGGCAAAGGGAAUGCAGAAAACCAUAUCCAAAACCUCAAUGCUCGUGAACUUCCUCCCCACAGGGACCCUUUUGACCUUCGAGAUGGUUCUCCCGUCCGUUUACCGUUACGGCGAUUGCACGGCGAUCAACACCAUGAUGAUCCACGUUCUGUUAACCCUUUGCGCUCUCUCCUGCUUCUUCUUCCACUUCACGGACAGCUUUCGCGGCCCCGACGGGAAAGUUUACUACGGCAUGGUUACGCCGAAAGGGUUGGCGGUGUUCAAGACCGGGCUGGACGUGGAGAUUCCGACAGAUGAGAGGUAUAAGUUAGGCCUGACUGACUUCGUGCAUGCAAUCAUGUCAGUGAUGGUGUUCAUGGCAAUAGCCUUCUCUGAUCAUCGCGUGACGAAUUGCCUGUUCCCUGGACACGAGAAAGAGAUGGAUCAGGUGAUGGAAAGUUUUCCGCUAAUGGUGGGUAUUAUUUGCAGUGGCUUGUUCCUUGUGUUUCCUAAUACCAGGUAUGGCGUUGGCUGCAUGGCUGCGUGA